AUGGGUUCUAAAUUGCAAGAGUACAAAGACACAUUAGAGCGUAACCUCAACGAUAAAAGCAAGCCAUGGACGAAGUAUUUCGAACUAGCGGAGCAAAGAACAGGCGUUAACAGAGUCUACGUCUUUGUCGGCUUGGUGGCGUUCACCGGUUUAUAUUUAGUGUUUGGAUUCGGAGCUGAACUAAUAUGCAAUUCGAUUGGUUUCGUAUACCCGGCGUAUAUGUCAAUGAAAGCUUUGGAAUCGCCGCAAAAAGAUGACGACACUAAGUGGCUGACUUAUUGGGUGGUGUACGCUUGCUUCUCAAUAGUGGAAUACUUUUCGGACUUCAUCGUUGGAUGGUUCCCGCUCUAUUGGCUGAUUAAGUGCAUUUUCAUCAUCUGGUGCUACCUGCCAACGGACUACAAUGGCUCCUUGAUCAUCUACCAUCGCAUCAUCCGUCCUUACUACCAGAAACACCACGCCCGCAUUGACGAUCUCGCCAGCUCAGAUCCUCUAAAAAAACUUAUCGAGAAAACAAAUAAGCACAUGGAUAAAACAUUAAAAUCAUUCAACAAAGCGCUUUCUGAUCUCCACAAAGAUUAA
Molecule: messenger RNA, 582 nt
Organism: Leptosia nina
Lineage: Eukaryota; Metazoa; Arthropoda; Insecta; Lepidoptera; Pieridae
Source: the annotation of a GenBank genome assembly